Messenger RNA from Trichoderma atroviride IMI 206040, 1103 nucleotides. RefSeq lists its product as uncharacterized. Gene Ontology annotation, cellular component: nucleus; cytoplasm. The record is from RefSeq and is a predicted model, not a curated record. Gene Ontology annotation, molecular function: protein binding. NCBI's taxonomy places the organism in Eukaryota, Fungi, Ascomycota, Sordariomycetes, Hypocreales, Hypocreaceae.
GUUGUCAGAAACGGCGCCCUUUGCUGACCUCUGUCCUGUUCACCAGCGCCUGCUCCCCGGCACAGCAUGCGUUUUGAUUAGUGAAAGCCUCCCAUCAUGACGACUUGAUCCAUCGCCAUCAUGAUCGAGCCUUCGAUUCGACUGCGACGCGCAAUCCACGCGGGCGAUGCGCUGCUCGUGAAGCGCAUCCUCAAAUCCCACCCUUCGCUCCUCCACAACCCUGACACCUCUCCGGUUGGCCUCUCCAACUCCAACAUGCACCUUGCCGCCUCGCUCGGCCACAAGCAAGUCUGCAAGGUGCUCCUCGAAGCCGGACACGAAGAUCCAUGCCCCGCCCUAAACGAGAACCACCAGACGGCCCUCAUGCUUGCCUCUGGUGCUGGCCACACAGAAGUCGUCCACUUGCUGUGUGAGAACGACACGGGUUGUAUUCUACGAAGAGACGUUCGCGGCCGAGAUGCCGUCAUGGAGGCCAGCGUGGGCGGCCACGACACUAUACUACAACUGCUGUUGACAUAUGUCCCUGGAGGACCCUACGAGGCGGUGCAAAGAGCCGAUGCAGAGGGAAACACGGCUCUCCACUAUGCAAGCGGCAAUGGCAACUUGCUGGGCUUGCGGACUUUGCUCGCGGCCGGUGCAGACGUCGAAAGGCGCAACAUUUGGAACUGGACGCCGGCCGCGUAUAGCGCCACUGUGCAGGCCGAAGUGUACCUCAAGGGCUUGGUCUCAGAGGUUGGAAAGCUUCAGCAACAGCAGCAGAAGCGCAAGAAGGAGGUCGAGGUAGCGACCAAGAAGAUGGCUGUUGGCACGGUGAGGAUAGUUCGACAGGAUAGCAUUGAUGGCGACCGACUUUAUGACCUUUGAUGUAUGAGACGUUUCAUACGUGGAAAGCGAUAUGCGUCUUCUUGUGAGAUGACACCCAAGACAGAUUUACAAGCUGGAUUUAUGGGCUAUGGACUGCGAUGAAGCCUUUUGUAUUCUGACAUGCUGUUUAUUGUGUUUGCCCGACUGGGCUUGGAGUAUGGAGCACAAAGCAUGGAGCACAGCACAGGGGAGAGAGUAGAUGGCCGUGAUUUAAAUAUACUGAUGCUUUCAAUCUUUUC